Molecule: messenger RNA, 619 nt
Organism: Vicia villosa (hairy vetch)
Lineage: Eukaryota; Viridiplantae; Streptophyta; Magnoliopsida; Fabales; Fabaceae
Product: auxin-responsive protein SAUR15-like
Exons: 1
Coding region: 83-475 (130 amino acids)
Biological process (GO): response to auxin
Source: RefSeq, a predicted model, not a curated record
UCCUCUACACAACACACUCUUCAUUCAUCUAUAUCUAUAUCUUCCUAAAAUCAAAACUUCACUUUGAUUGAAAAUCAACAAGAUGCUAGGGAAAAAGAUUGUGUCAAUCAAGAAACUAGCCAAAAAGGUGAAGCUUGUAGGUAGAGUUGACUCUGAUCUUGCUCAAUAUGAGUUGUUGAAGGAAGUUGAAGAAGAAGAAAAACAGCCAAUUGGUAAAAAUAUUGGGUCCAAAAAAGGUGGUGUUUUUGCACUAUAUGUUGGGGAGGAACGAGAGAGACAUGAGGUUCCAACUAGUUACCUUUGUCAUCCCUUAUUCAAGAUGUUGUUGGAGAAAGCAUACAAUGAAUUUGGGUUUCAACAAAGGGAUGGUUUGGUUGUUCCAUGUAGUGUUUCAGCCUUUCAAGAAGUGGUUAAUGCUAUAGAAUGUAACAAUUGUAAGUUUGACAUGGCAAAUAUUUGUGAUGAAUUGGUUUGAAGUAUGUGCUUGUAUCAUACACAGAUAUAGAUGUUGUAAUUAAUGCAUACAUAUGUGCAAGUUUAAUAGAGCUAGCUUUCAGUUUGAUUGAUUGUUGCUGCUACAAAUGGUUUUAAAUUGUAAUUGAUCUGAUAGAUUAAUGAU